AUGCGGCCAGAGGGACGAUAUGAUUUUAAAAGAUUUCCAAGAGAACGAGUACCUUAUCAACGUAAUCGCUGUGAUGGCCACCAUACAGUAUUUAAUAUUGCGCCAAAGAAAUCACCACUGCUAGACAGACCUGGUGAAGGAAGGUACAGUAGAUAUUACAGUCAUGGCAAUAACCGAAACGAUGACCAGGGCCGCAGUCUUUUCCGUGAUCGAAGAAGUGGUCCAGCUCACAGAAGAGAUGAAUCUGGCAGUAGGUGUACAAGAGAUGACCAUUCUGCCAGACGACAGCCUGAUUACAGGAAUAUGAGAGGUGGCUUCCGUCAAAGAAGCUUCUACUCUUCCUAUUAUAUGAGGGGCCAGCCUCCUCAUAGAAGAGAUGCUUCUUUUUCCAGAAAAUCACCUAUAGGCCGAAAGGACUUUCUAUACAACAGAUCUGGCUCCAGUGUCAGCAGUAGAAGCUAUUUUCCAGAAAGAAGCGAAUCAUACUCUUCCCUCCAGUCUCAACAUAGAAGUGAAGAAAGGCCUGUUCAGUCAGUGAAAACAUCAAGAGACACUUCACCCUCAAGUUCUUCAGCAGUGUCUUCAUCAAAGGUAUUAGAAGAACCCAGUCAGCUAACUGAGAAGGAACUUGCUGAGGCCACAAGUAAGUGGGCUGCUGAAAAGCUGGAGAAGGCGGAUGAGGGCACAUUACCUGAAAUUUCUGAGUCCGGCUCCACCACACCGUUGUUCAUUGUCCAGCCAAAAGAAGCUGAGACCACGGCAGCGCAGCGCAUGGAGCUUGGAUACAGUGGGCUAACCAGUCGUUCUAAAGCAAUAGCAUCAAAAGCGAAAGAAAUUGAACACUUUUACCGACAAGACUGUGAAACUUUUAGGAUGGUUGUGAAAAUGCUGAUUGAAAAAGAUCCUUCAUUAGAAAACUCUCUACAGUUUGCAUUGAGACAGAAUUUACAGGAAAUAGGUGAGCGGUCUGUUGAAGAACUGAAGCAUUUUAUUGCAGAGUAUGAUACCUCUAGUCAAGAUAUUGGAGGCCCUUUUUAG
Molecule: messenger RNA, 1038 nt
Organism: Condylura cristata (star-nosed mole)
Lineage: Eukaryota; Metazoa; Chordata; Mammalia; Eulipotyphla; Talpidae
Product: periphilin-1-like
Exons: 1
Coding region: 1-1038 (345 amino acids)
Biological process (GO): negative regulation of gene expression, epigenetic; negative regulation of DNA-templated transcription; protein localization to heterochromatin
Cellular component (GO): nucleoplasm
Source: RefSeq, a predicted model, not a curated record